This is a messenger RNA of Mesoplodon densirostris (Blainville's beaked whale), 1038 nucleotides long. It is a transcript of the gene CA12, whose product is annotated as carbonic anhydrase 12. Gene Ontology annotation, molecular function: zinc ion binding; carbonate dehydratase activity. Gene Ontology annotation, cellular component: plasma membrane. Lineage: Eukaryota; Metazoa; Chordata; Mammalia; Artiodactyla; Ziphiidae. The transcript has 10 exons. The coding region runs from base 1 to 1038 and encodes 345 amino acids. The record is from RefSeq and is a predicted model, not a curated record.
AUGCCCCUCCGCAGCCUGCACGCGGCUGCCGUCCUCCUACUCAUGGUCUUAAAGGAACAGCUUUCUAACCCAACCCCACUCAACGAAUCCAAGUGGACCUAUAUAGGUCCCGACGGGGAGAAGAGCUGGUCCAAGAGCUACCCAUCAUGUGGGGGCCUGAUGCAGUCCCCAAUAGACCUGCAGAAUGACAUCCUCCAGUACAACGCCAGCCUUGUGCCCCUUGGCUUCCAAGGCUACAAUGAGUCUGCCAACCAGCAAUUUGUCCUGACCAACAAUGGCCAUUCAGUGAAGCUGAAGCUGCCCAAGGACAUGCACAUCCAGGGCCUUGGGGCCCGCUACAAUGCCUCGCAGCUGCACCUGCAUUGGGGGGACCAGAAUGAACCUCACGGCUCGGAGCACACUGUGGGUGGGAAGCACUUUGCUGCCGAGCUGCAUAUGGUCUAUUAUAACUCGGACCUGUACCCCAAUGCCGAGAUCGCCAGUGACAAGCCAGAAGGCCUCGCGGUCCUAGCUGUUCUCAUAGAGAUGGGCUCCUUCAAUCCAUCAUAUGAGAAGAUCUUCAGUCACCUUAAAGAUGUAAAGUACAAAGGCCAAGAAGUGUCCAUUCCGGGUUUCAGCAUUGAAGAGCUGCUGCCGAAGAGGCCUGAGGAGUACUACCGCUACCGAGGGUCCCUGACCACACCUCCUUGCUACCCGACUGUGCUCUGGACGGUUUUCCGGAACCCUGUGGAAAUUUCCCAGCAGCAGCUGAUGGAUUUGGAGACAGCCCUGUACUGCACACAGGUGGAGGACCCGUCCCCUAUCGAGAUGAUCAACAACUUCCGGCAGGUCCAGAAAUUUGGUGAGAGGCUGGUGUACGUCUCCUUCCGACGUGAAGGCAUCGCCCUUUCUGUGGCCCUGGCUGGCGUUCUGGGCAUCUGUAUUGUCCUGGUAGUAUCCAUUUGGCUUUUCAGAAGGAAGAGGAGCAGCAAAAAAGUUGCCAACAAAGGAGUCAUCUACAAACCGGCCAUCAAGCAGGAGACUGAGGCCCAUGCCUGA